AUGAUUUAAUUUGGCUCUGAAAAAACAUAUUUAAAACAAAGAUAAACUGAUUCAAAAUGUAAGAAAUUGAUUAAAACUAUUUAGAUGAAUUAGACCCAAAUAUAUUCACAGUUAGAUUUUCAGAACUAGCCGAGGAGUGUAAUUAUAGAAUUCAUCAAGGGGAUGCUUUAUAAUGCAAAAAUUGUUCAGGGAUUUUAAAUAUAUAUUCAAAUUUAGAAAGCAAUGGAAAUUCAUAAUAGUUUAAAUGGGUCUGUGAAUUUUGUGAAUAUCUGAAUGAAAUAUAAAUGGAACUGGAAGAAAUUCCAUAAAAUGAAGAAGUUUUAUAUCUAACAUCUCCAGAAAUUUACGAGAAUACAAAAAAGAAUGCAAAAUCUAUUAUCUUUUGUGUGGACAUUAGUGGUUCAAUGUCAAGUACAACUUAAAUAAAAGGAAGAGUAGAUUGUAAAUCAGGUAUAUCUUAAGAAGAAUAUGAAAAUUUAAAAUAAUUUAUUGAUCCUGCAGAUCAUUCUCAUUAUUUAAGAAAAAUAUAAAAAGAAUAAAGAAGAUAAAAAUAUAUAUCUAGAAAAUAAUGUUUAAUUUCUGCAAUAGAAUAAUAAAUAAAGAAUUUAAAAGAAAAAAAUUCAAAGAAUUUAGUAGGAUUAGUAACUUUUAAUAAUGAGAUAGUAGUAUAUGGUGAUGGAUCAUAAAAACCUAUAGUAUUAUCUGGUGAAUAAUUAAAUUAAGAGAAUGAAAUAAAAACAAUUUUAAAUAGAAAUGCUUAAAAAAUGAUGUAGAAUCCAGUAGGUAAAUCAGCAGAAGUAUUAAUUAAAAGAUGUGGAUAAUUGUAGGAAAAUGGUUAAACUGCUUUAGGUCCAGCUUUAUUAUCUGCAUUAGAAUUAGCAAAAGUUGGUAAACCUGGUUCAAUGAUAAUUAUAUGUACAGAUGGUUUAGCAAAUUAUGGAUUAGGAUCAUUAGAUGGUGAUUCAAAUACAAAUUUUUAUGAAAAAUUAGGAUAAUAAGCUGCUGAAAAGGGAAUUAUAAUAUCACUAGUUACCAUAAAAGGGGAAGGAUGUAAAAUAGAUUAAUUAGCAUAAUUGGUUGAAAAAACUAAUGGAAUUGUAACUAGAGUUGCACCUGAAAAGAUAGGAUAAGAUUUUGAAAAUAUAAUCAAUGAUGAAGUUAUUGGAACUUAAGUAGAAUUAUAAGUUACUUUACAUAAAGCCUUAUAAUUUAGAGAGGAUGACAAUAUUUAAGAGUAAAAUGAAAUUAGAAAAUAUAUUGGUAAUAUUACUAAAACAACUAUUUAAUCUUUUGAAUAUUAACUAAAAUCUAUAGAAGAAUUAGAAAAACAACGAUUUAAUAUUAAUAAACUCAAAUCUAUUCCAUUUUAAAUAAGAAUUAAUUACACUAAUUUAAAAGGAGAAAAAUUAAUGAGAGUAUUAACUAAAAAUGUUUAAACUACUUAAAAUAUUGAAGAAGCCGAAAAAAAAGCUUAAGUUGAUGUUAUUCAUAAAAGAAUGGCUCAAAAAACAGCUUAAUUGGCUAAAUAAGGAAAUUAUGAAGAAGCCUAUUAAUAUAAUUAAAAUUGGGUUUAAUAUAUCAAUUCCAAUCCACAUAUUAAUAGUAAUCUCAUUAAUUAAGAACAAAAUUAGAAAUAUUCAAAACAUAAUGCUAAAUUAGCUAAUGCUUUAAAAAAUUAAGAAGCAAGAAAAUAAAGAUCUUUAUUAUUUUAACAAACACUUUCUUAAACUUAACCUAUUAUGGAUAAUUCUCAAUAUUUCAAUUAAUAUAAUUCAACUCCUAUUAAUUAAAAUAAAUAAAAAUAAUAGUCACAAGCUAUAAAAACAUAGAAUUCAUCUUUAAAAUCAAUAUAAACACCAUUAGAUAAAGAAUAAAAUUUAUUAAAAAAUAAUAAUCAUUAACCAUUUUAAGAAACUCCAACAGCAAUUGAGUCUUAAUCCUUCCAAUUAAAUUAAUAAUUUUAAUAAAAAAAAAAUGAUAAAAAUUCAAGUGAAUUAGAUUGCUCUAAUUCUAUAACUAAAUUUGAUACAAAUUCAUGUAUAACAGGAUAUGAAUCAAAUGGUAAUUUAGCACCAUCAUAGAAUGAAUCUGAUGAAGAUUAAGAUUUUACUACUUUGUUCUUUUAUGAAAAAGCUAGUUUUUGA
Messenger RNA from Paramecium sonneborni, 2144 nucleotides. NCBI's taxonomy places the organism in Eukaryota, Ciliophora, Oligohymenophorea, Peniculida, Parameciidae. The record is from the annotation of a GenBank genome assembly.